Messenger RNA from Drosophila innubila, 1477 nucleotides. RefSeq lists its product as uncharacterized. NCBI's taxonomy places the organism in Eukaryota, Metazoa, Arthropoda, Insecta, Diptera, Drosophilidae. The coding region runs from base 511 to 1296 and encodes 261 amino acids. The transcript has 4 exons. The record is from RefSeq and is a predicted model, not a curated record.
AAUAUGCAUACUAUAUACAUAUGUUACUUACAAUAUUAUACGUACAUUUAGUCAAGUAAUGGUUUUGACAAAAUUCAAAACUCAAAUGUUAUAUUUUACUAAAGUAUCUUAUAUUUCUCUUCAAAACUGAAAUAUUGAGAUCCAUUGGAUUUCAUUAUUUUUAAAAUCCCAAAAUAUAUAUUAUGUGUGUUUUUUUUUUUUGUCAAGACAAUUACUUGACUAACUGUAUAUAGAGCAGCGGCCCAAAUCAAACACAAGAAACGUACUCGGUCUUUAGAACCAAUUGCAAUUUAUAAAGAAAACAGCUAAGACAUAAACAACAAAAACAACAUAGAUUAAUAAAUGAACAAAUAAGUAAAGCUUGAAAAUAAAUUUCUUGUUUAUCUGUGCCACAUAUCGCAAAAAAUACUUCGCUCAGUGGCUUGCAACGGCUGACACCCUUUUCAGAAUUUUCCACUAGACAGUUCCCGCAUUUGUCUUCAGUCGAGAGACAACCAUUAAACGGAAAAGAUGCGACACUAUGUGGCCAAGCUUUGUCUGCUUUUGACACUUUCCCACUUCAGCAUAACUGAAUGGGUGGAGAUAUCAAAAUCUCAGUCUCAACCGAUUGCAGAAGAUGUCUCCUACAGGAGACAACUGACUGUCGAGACACCGCCAAAGGAGAAGAAUCGUGAGGAAGAUUUCACCACACCCAGCAAUGUGUGGAUCGAGUAUCAGCGGGAACGGUUUGGUCUAAGCAAUAGCAACAGUAUUGUUGUGCACAGCACAGAGAUGCCGCCCGUGAAUGUGGAUGUGGCUGUGGUUGUGACACCGAAAGUGGAAACCACUUCACGACGUCAUUCGUCGCAUAUUGAUGUUGCAGACGAUGUCGAAUCCGUGGCUGAUACGGCUACGGAGCAGAAUGCUGGCAAUGAUGAUACAUCACUUAUGCCCAGUGUGCAGGGUUUCUUAAAGUUUCUGAAAACAAUGCAGAAAACUUGGAUUAAGAAGUCAGCACUGAGCAUAGAAAAUAAAAUAAAAUUACUUAAAUCGCUAAGUGACAAUCUAAUGAAAGUAAUUGAGCAACAAUUCUCAGUGUUGUGGCAACCAACUGAGCGGCACAGACGCAAACGACGCGGACUGUUGGACGACUCUAGUUUAGAUUUCCCCCCGGAAGCUGCAUUAAUGACCAUUAAUUUCCUCACUUUUGCUGUGUUUCUUAUUAAACUGGUGCUUCAAGUAGUGAAAAUUGUCAAAAGCAAGCAUUACAACUUCUCGGGCUUUAAUAUUAAUGCCGAGGUCGUUCGAAGUCCAUAAGCAAAUAAAUUCACACUUUAAAAAUGGCGGGAAUUGCAAGUAAGAUCCGGCAACUCUGAAUGCAGCAAUGAUGAUUUGACAACUCUGGAUACAACUAGCAGCAUCUGGCAACUCUUAUCAUAGAAUCAGCUGCUAACUGUUUGUAAUUUUUACACGUGCAACGCAAACGAUACAACAAAUU